Coccidioides posadasii C735 delta SOWgp is the source of this 923-nucleotide messenger RNA. RefSeq lists its product as uncharacterized. The record is from RefSeq and is a predicted model, not a curated record. Gene Ontology annotation, biological process: mycotoxin biosynthetic process. NCBI's taxonomy places the organism in Eukaryota, Fungi, Ascomycota, Eurotiomycetes, Onygenales, Onygenaceae.
AUGGAAAUGGAGGAAAGCGUGGCUUCAAAGCCAGGCUUUGAGCAGCUUCGUCAGGAGGGAGACAAUGAGAGCGACCGUGACAUGCUUUCCGCCGAAGAGGACGGCUUUCUGGGGCAAAAAGCAAGAUUGAGAAAGAGACAGAGAAUGUGGAAAAUUUCCGCCCGAGCCUGCACAAUCUUUAACAUCUGUUUCACUAUAAUUUUGCUGAGCAUUUUGGCAUUGACAUCUCGAUCAAAGUGUUAUGGGGCACCCGAGCCUCCAUAUUCACCAUUAUGGGAAGACGGAGCAGUCAAGUACGUGAACAAACGAAUUAGGCCGAUGAAAAUUUUCCAGUCCGAGACCUCUGAUGAGGUCGAACGGGCUUGGAACGCCACCCUCGGACCGAGCGAAGGCGUUAUAACCCUCCCGAAAGAAUAUACCUCGAAGCUUCCUCAUACGCUGGAAGCCUGGUUUAAGCCAGGACACUAUGUAUAUGGUGUUUCUGUGUUCCAUCAACUUCACUGCCUAAACCGCAUACGCAAAACGUUCUAUGCGGAUAAAUUCUUUGCUCAUGAGUCCGAAAAGGAUAUUCAAUUUCAUAAAAACCAUUGUUUUGACCUACUUCGCCAAACAAUUGCAUGUAAUGGCGACGUCUCUUUAGUUUCUUGGUGGAAUAGGGAUUUUACCUACAAAGACAGUGAUGGCAAGAAGCAACUCACCCAAAAAUACCUGUCAAUGUCACCAAAAGAACGAGCGAAAGAAGCUGUUGUAUUUUGGGAUGUAAAGACAAGAUGUCACGAUUUAGAUGCGAUCACUGCAUGGACGGAAAAGCACCGAGCAAAGUGACCGGAUUCAAAUGAAAUUCCAUAGAUUACACUCACGUAUAUCUAUAUGUACCUAGACACCUAUAUAUCGCACUGUAUGUUCCUUCAUUGAGGAUUGCU